AUGGCAGACAGGGGAGGGCGCAAACAGCAUGCGUACAACGUAACUCGGGGCAGCGCCUCAACAGAACAGUUCGCAAUCCGACGGAACUACAGUAAGGGGAACAGCACCCAAAGCAACUACAACAAUAGCAACAGCAACAACAGCAACAACAACAACAGCAUCAGCGACAACAACAGCAACAACAACAGUGCCAUUAUUACCCCGAACCAAGAACUGUGGAAUGCUCAGGCCAAUCAGCUCUCAUCCUUCUCGCAGCAACAGGCGUCGUUGAACAUGGCUGUUGGGGUCGAAUCGCUGUCUACAAGUGCGCCUCGAACCAGUCUUGAUGGCAUGCACUCGGUGGGAACAGCUCUUGAUGGCGUGCAUUCUGUGGGAAUAGGUCAAUUGUCCCCG
Molecule: messenger RNA, 393 nt
Organism: Sphaeroforma arctica JP610
Lineage: Eukaryota; Ichthyosporea; Ichthyophonida
Exons: 2
Source: RefSeq, a predicted model, not a curated record